Messenger RNA from Misgurnus anguillicaudatus (oriental weatherfish), 1292 nucleotides. The record is from RefSeq and is a predicted model, not a curated record. Lineage: Eukaryota; Metazoa; Chordata; Actinopteri; Cypriniformes; Cobitidae.
AUGGCGGUAGGCACCAUGAAGGACCUUCCUGUACAAAAUAUUACAUAUACAGACUUUAAACUGAAUGGUUUCUAUAGUUUAGGAGAAUGGAGGCCUUUUUUAUUCAUCCCUUUCUUUCUGAUGUUUGUAUUGUCUACAUCAGCAAAUUCUAUUCUCAUAUAUUUAAUCAUAUCUCUGAAGUCUCUGCAUUCACCUAUGUAUGUACUUAUAGGUUUUAUGUGUCUUUCAAACUUAAUAAUGCCCAUAUCGUUUGUACCCAGCAUGCUUCUAAGUUUUUUAUUUAAUUGGAGUGGGAUAUCCUUAACUGGUUGUGUGAUACAAAUGUUUUGUAUUUAUUUUACUGGUUCAUUUAAUACAACUUUGCUAUUUUGGAUGUCUGUAGACCGUUACUUUGCAAUAUGCAAACCUCUUUAUUAUCAUAAGUACAUGGAAAUAAGCAAUUUUAUUAAGUUUGUUAUUCCACCAGUAAUGAGAAAUGCACUACUGGUGAUUAUAAUGGUCUCUCUGGCUGGAAAACUGUCAUAUUGUACAAAUAUAAUCGAUCACUCUUUCUGUGAACACAUGCCAUUGGUUCAGUUGGCAUGUGGUGAUAUAUUCAUUAAUAAUUUUGUAGGUCUUUUGACUGCUUUUGCUAUACCAGUUACAGAUUUUAUUCUUAUUACUGUUUCUUAUAUUGUGAUUUUUACAUCUCUGUUCAAAUCUGGUAAGGCCCAUUCAAAGGCCAUUAACACCUGCAUAACUCACUUCUUUGUUAUGACAGUUAGUUUGAUAUGUGCUUUGAUUGCAUUUUUGAUUUACAGAAUAAGGAAUAAUAUUUCUUCCAGCAGCCGUAUAUUCGUUGGCAUCUUGUACUUACUUGGUCCAAGCUGUUUAAACCCACUAAUAUAUGGAUGGAGAACAAAUGAAAUAAGACAGACAUUUCUUAAACUUAUAAAUGUAAAAGUUUUGCCUUUUUUAGAAUAAUAAAGGGUAAAUAAAAGGACCUUUAAGCGAUUAUAUAGUGAACAUGUGAUUAUAAAACAGGGGGCUAUUAUUACGAUGACAUUUUGUAACGACAAAGAAAGCUACUUAUAAAAUGUAUUUUGUAAAUAAAUGUAUAAUAAAUAUUAAAGAAAAAACAAUCAAAUGUAUUUCCUUAUUCAAAACACUAAUGAAUAGAAUACAACUCUGCAAUAUACAACAGCCCAGCUAGCCAAAAUAUGGACUCGUUUUCUUUAAGGGGGCACAUUGAGCAUAAACAAACAUUCAAAAUAAAUAUUAUAAGAUCAUUCACUUUAGUCUUUUUCAUGGCA